Molecule: messenger RNA, 2225 nt
Organism: Brienomyrus brachyistius
Lineage: Eukaryota; Metazoa; Chordata; Actinopteri; Osteoglossiformes; Mormyridae
Gene: cacul1
Product: CDK2 associated cullin domain 1
Exons: 9
Coding region: 318-1349 (343 amino acids)
Biological process (GO): ubiquitin-dependent protein catabolic process
Molecular function (GO): ubiquitin protein ligase binding
Source: RefSeq, a predicted model, not a curated record
AUAUAAGCGAUUCUACUGGUAGGACCACAGAGAAGAAAAAUCCGGCUGAUUACUGUAGUUAUUUAGCUGGGCACCUUUGUCGGGUUAUGGUCACUGUAUCCGAAGCGGCGGCGAUGCUUUUGACACAAGGACUACAUUUCAAUCGGCGGCAAACUCGGCUGCCGCCAAGUGUCGCAGAACCGCAGGGAAACAACACGGCGUCCGACAAGUUCUGCUGAAAGGGCUGCGGAAGUGUGGCUUUAAUGUUAAUUUGAGGGGGCUGUUCGGGUUGGAUAAGGACGGUAUCUCGGCGUGACAUCUCCCUGAGUGACCGCGGCAUGGAGGAGAGCAUGGACGCAGAGAGCUUUGAGAUCGCCGACGACCAUAACCAUAAUAACACUUGGGAGGCUAGUCCGAGCACCUAUGAGCUCCCACAAAACCACCAUCCGGAAAAGACCCAGUUCCUGUCAGACUCAUCGGUCCUCGGUACUCAAACCCCGCCCGAAGAGCCACAGGCCGGCUCCCUGUCCGGGAUCCCGAUCCCAGACCCCGCCGACUCCAGUAGCGAUCCCCCCACGGCCGGGAAGUUGCCUCUGAACAUGAACAACACCACUUCCAGGUUUUUGAUGAAUGUGAUGACGACAGACGACUACAGAAACACAUACUGGCCCAAACUGGAAAAGGCCAUUGACCAGUUGCUGCUCCAGAGCCCGGUUGACUACAUUCCUAUUUCAUAUGAGCAAAUUUACAGCUGUGUGUACAAAUGCGUGUGUCAGCAGCACUCGGAGAUCAUGUACAAUGACUUAAUACGGAAGAUUACAUCCUACUUGGAAAUGGUUUCGGACGAGUUGCAGUGCUGUCCUCCGGAGAAUUUCAUUGAAAAGUUCGAUUCUGCCCUGACACGAUACAUGGCGGCUCUGCAGAGCAUCGUGCCCAUUUUCAUUUACAUGAACAAGUUCUAUAUUGAAACGAAACUGAACAGGGACCUGAAGGAUGACCUGAUCCAGCUGUUUGCCUGGCAUGUGGCGGAGAAGCACAUCCACACCUUGAUACCAUUGCUUUUAAAAGCCCAUUCCACACCUUUUCAAGUCAAGCCCUCGACAAUGGCCAGUAUAGUGAAAGGUCUUUACACUCUGCGUCCUGACUGGGUCAGAUUAGCUCCUCUGCUAUUCUCCAGCUUCAUCCCGCAGAUUAACCCGCCUGCGCAGGAGUGCGAGCUGCCCGACUACGCAGCUCAGGACCGCAGACUGCAGGCGGAGCUCUCCCUGAACGGCUUUGCCAGGGGUGAUCAGUCACGGAAGCGAGCAGGAGAGGACCUCGCCUACAGUGGCUCGUCGUCGCCCUGCCCGAAUUCCCGAGGCUGCAGAUAGCGGAGAGUCAGUCUGUGUGCCGGUAACAAACGGACUGUGUGUGGCUCAGGGGGUCACGACUCCGCCUGUGAUCAGAUGGUCAUCGGAUUGAAGCAGAGAUUAGCCGCAUCUCUAUUGGGCCCUUGAGCAAGGCCCUUAACCCCCAGAAAAAUGCUCCAGGGGCCCUGGAUGGACGGUGGACCCUGUGCUCAGACUCCAGGCUUUGCUCUCACCUCCGUGUGUGUGUGUGUGUGUGUGUGUGUGUGUGUAUGUGUGUGUGUGUCAAAGGAGAGAGCAGGAUGGACACGUGUUCUGGUGUCCUGCAACUGGUGCAAAUGUUGAAUUAAAUUUCAUUAAAUUUCUGUGUCAGCCAACGGCCAAGACAUGGAUGGAGGUAACUGGCGGAGCUGAGGGGGCAGGACUGGGUGAGGCUCCUGUGUGUCUGCGGCAGACGUGCUCUGUCACAGCGGAGCUUCGGGGCUCCCGGCACCUCCCUCCUUAGUGAAGGCCAGAGUGACUGAAACCCCCCCCCCCCCAAUGCUGCAUGGAUAUCAGUGCCUCCGCCGGCUUUGGAUUCGCUCUGCUAUUCUUCACGAUGUACAUGUUUGAUUGUAUAAUCGUUCCUGAGAACUUCCUUCCAGACCACUUACUGACUGAUGAUUUUUACGCGUGGAUCUCGUGGACGUGCUCCGUGUUUUAAUGUUUGCCAUGUCAGUGUCAGAGCGAUCAAAGCUGGCCCUUCCGUCCAAAGAAGGAUUUAUGCUGUUUAAAUUACAUUUUUUGUAAUUAUUAUUUCAUGAGCUCAGAAUAAAAAUUCCUCGUCAUCAGUGACAAGGUCUCAGAUUUCGCUGUACUGACGAUGGUGGUUUUUACAUGCAAUUAAAAUGAGUGCUUUUA